UAUUGUCUAUUGUCUAAGUGUCAAAUAAAAAAAUAAAAAACAAGAUAUCUACAGAAAGCCGGCUGAAAUUUUUAAUUUCUCUAUAUUAAUACAUUUCAAUAAAAAUAAGUUAUAAAAAUGUCUCAUGUACUAAAAAUUGAUGGGAGCGUUUUAGAAGGGGGCGGACAAAUUCUGCGGACAUCAAUAUCACUCAGCGCUAUCCUCGGUAUUCCAGUGAGGGUAACAAAUAUACGCGCGGGCCGAAGCAAGCCCGGCUUAGCAGCACAGCAUUUAAAAGGAAUUGAACUUGUAGCAGAGAUGUGCCAAGCAAAGCUGCAAGGCACCAGUAUUGGCUCGACAGAAGUAGAGUUCAUCCCAGGCAAGCUCAGAGGAGGACAUUAUGUUGCUGAUACUAAAACAGCAGGAUCUAUAAGCCUCCUCCUGCAAGUGGCGCUGCCGUGCGCGCUGUUCGCGGACGCGCCCGUGCGCCUGCAGCUGACGGGCGGCACCAACGCCGACAUGGCGCCGCAAAUCGACUACAUGGCCGUCGUGUUCAGAGCGGCGCUGCGACGGUUCGGCGCCGACUUCCACAUUGAGAUACUUCGAAGAGGGUAUUUUCCAAAAGGAGGCGGUCAAGUGCUCAUAGAAGUGAAUCCAAUACGAAGUCUGAACUGUGUCAACCUCACGGAGAGAGGCGAUGUGCAGGAGAUCAGUGGCACUAGCUUCGUGGCUGGGACUUUGCCCAUCAAGCUAGCACACUUGAUGGCAGACGGCGCGCUCCGCGAGCUGAGUUCCAAGGGCAGUGGGAACAUUCACAGGUACAAGGAGGACCACCAGCUGGCGCCUGACAACUGCAACGGUAUCAUUUUGUCAUGCACUCUGUCGUCCGGAUGCGUGUUGGGCAGCGACGCGUUGGGCAAGCGCGGCGUGGACGCGACCGACGUCGGGCGCAGGGCGGGCGAGGAGCUGCGGCGGACGCUGGACAGCGGCGCCUGCGUCGACCCGCACACACAGGACCAAGUGAUCGUGUACAUGGCGCUGGCGCAGGGCCGCUCGGCGGUGCGCGCGGGUGACGUCACGCUGCACACCACCACCGCCAUACACGUCGCCGAGACCAUCGCCAACGUAAAGUUUAAUAUUACACCUGACGGAGAGCAAAACUUGAUCGAGUGUAUAGGAUUAGGCUUUAUCAAUAGAAAUUUAAUAGAAUAGUGAAUAACACGUUGUAAAUGCGAAUAUGUGUUUCUUUGUUUGUUACGCUUUUACGCAUUAAACGGAUUUUAAAAAUUGUUUCAACAAUGGGAAGCAUUAUCAGCGAAUAACAUACUGUAUUUUAUUCCCGAAAUCCCACGGCAACGGGAACUACACCGGUGAAACCACUGGUUCUCCUUUUAUAUGUGUGUCGGAGAAAAGUCUACCUUUGCAGAUUUUCCUAGACAUCGUUGUCAUUGAUCUAUCUCGUGGGCGUCACAGGGUUACGUGCAAGCACAAACAAGAUAAUAGUACACACAGAUUUAUUGUCUUUUCACAAUAGAUAUUCAUGCACUUUUGAUUAAUUUCUGAGCAGCGAGUUUGCGACGCUACUCAUUACACAUUUCCAAUAUAUUUGUCAAUCCUCAAUCAACUGUGAUUAUCAUCAUUCCAAACUCAACUCAUUGCCUUCAGCACCUCUCCAAAGUUACAUAGCGACCCGACCACGCUCGAGGAUGUCAAACCUCCCUCAGAACUUUAUCAAUUUUUUAAAUUUAUUCUAUUUUUGAAUGUUUAAUAUAAUUUUCUUGCAUUUUGUUUUAAAUCAAAUUGAAUAUGAACUCUUUUCAAAAACCUACUAAGAACUCUUUUCAACGCUCUAAAUAACAAUAUUUGCUUCUAUACAAAGCAACUCUGUUCUAAGUACUUCCUCUCCAACAUGUAUAAUAAGGAAUUAUGAUGAUUUUUUUACAUACAUUGAUACAUAGUUGUAUCAUAUAAAUAUAACAAAAAUUGUAUACUAUAUUGUACAGCGUUAAUAUACCUUUUUGAUACACGUCUGUAUCAUCUAAAUAUAAUAAAAUUGUAUGCUUUAUUGUACAGCGUUAAUAUAGCUUUAAGUAAUUUAUUGAUUUUUCUGUAUCCAUGAGACUGUUAAAAUAUAACACAAUAACUAAC
Bicyclus anynana (squinting bush brown) is the source of this 2127-nucleotide messenger RNA. RefSeq names its product RNA 3'-terminal phosphate cyclase (gene Rtca). Gene Ontology annotation, molecular function: RNA-3'-phosphate cyclase activity. Bases 118 to 1191 code for a protein of 357 amino acids. Gene Ontology annotation, cellular component: nucleus. The record is from RefSeq and is a predicted model, not a curated record. The transcript has 9 exons. Gene Ontology annotation, biological process: RNA processing. NCBI's taxonomy places the organism in Eukaryota, Metazoa, Arthropoda, Insecta, Lepidoptera, Nymphalidae.